AAGUGCUUUGUUGGACCUUGCAAAUCCUUUUACAACUCUUUCAUGUCAAGUACUUCUUUCCGACUUCUUGGAAAAAACCCAAGAUUUACUAAAAUUACAUUUUAACCCGUAUAAUAAUCCAACUAAUGAUGUAAAAUCUGCUAUUAGUGGAGUUUCUCCUUUUCAAAUCACUGGUGGCGCAAUUCAGCCUUUUGAUAAUGAUGUCAGCUUUAUCGAAAACCUAUACCGUCAAGCGGCUGGUCAAUAUAAACCUUUUGAUAAAGCUUCUCAUAUUGCUGGAUUUCUUACUCCUUUUGGUUUUAAAGAAUAUGUACGUCAUAGAAUUCCUAUGAAACGUGUCAUUAAUGGUGCCUACAUCUGUUAUGUCGAUCCUUUAAAUAAAACUUAUUAUUAUACUACUCUCAUUCUUGAUGAAUUUCGCUUUAAAAUUCUAAAAAAUCUUUUAAUUUAUGAAAUUAUCUCUGGAAAAGCCGCUUAUAUUCACAGUGCAUUAUAUUUUUAUAUGAGCAUGUGUACUUGUGAAGAAGAUUUUAAUUUGAUGAAAGAGUAUGGUGUUAUUUCAUGGGGCUUUCCAAUGAAAGGUUAUGAAGAAUUUCGUGAAUUGAUGAAUGAGUUAAUGAAUAUAAUGUAUUGUUGGAAAUUUUCUAAUACUUGGUCUUGGCAUUCUGAAAUGGUUAAAAUCGCAAAAUUUAAGGUUAAAAAGCAAGAUUCUUCUAAUUGGUCUGACUUUGCUGCAUCGUGCUAUUCCAUAG
Molecule: messenger RNA, 752 nt
Organism: Scutellospora calospora
Lineage: Eukaryota; Fungi; Glomeromycota; Glomeromycetes; Diversisporales; Gigasporaceae
Source: the annotation of a GenBank genome assembly